Molecule: messenger RNA, 1387 nt
Organism: Rubroshorea leprosula
Lineage: Eukaryota; Viridiplantae; Streptophyta; Magnoliopsida; Malvales; Dipterocarpaceae
Source: the annotation of a GenBank genome assembly
AAAAAUCUCUCUCUGUCUAAAUCCCAGUUCCCCUCUCAUGGAUUCUUUUUCCCCCUCCUAUAAUGAAACAGUCGCCGGAGCUCUAGACGGCACUAAAGAAACUCAAUUCUUUCACUAAUUACUGACGGUCAAGAGGAAAACGAAAAUGGGUUGUUGCAGAACAUUGUUGUAGUGUUCACGAUGAGCAUUAGAAGUUGAGAUUCUUUUUUUUUUCUCUCUCUCUCUCUCUCUGCGUUUUCUUCUUCCUCUUCUUUUGAGGAUAGGAUAAGAGUGGUGUCAAAAAGAUGGUAUCUUUGGGGAUCAAUUUGGUGAUGACCGUGAUAGGAUUUGCUGUUAGCACUAUGUUCAUGGUGUUUGUGUGCACGAGGCUGGUUUGUGCUCGGAUUCAACACAAUGCUUCUCGAAGAUCUUUUCUUGUUGCUUCUAGAUCUGAUCUCAAUAUGCUGGAACGGGGUUCACACGGUAUAGAGCCUAUAGUUGUUGCCAACUUUCCAACAAAGAAGCACAGUGAUGAGUUCUUCUCUGGCACAGAAGAUGCUCAAUGCACUGUUUGCCUUUCAGAAUACCAGCACGAAGACACGUUGCGUAUCCUUCCCUACUGUGGGCAUUUCUUCCAUGUGACCUGCAUAGACAUAUGGCUGCAACAGCAUUCCACUUGCCCUGUCUGCCGAAUAUCCCUACGUGAAUUUCCUGAGAGAAAGUGCUUGAUGCAACCAUUGUUUAGUUCAGCUGCUCGAUCUCGUUACAGCACAGAAUCCUUUCAUGCACAUUCUAAUAAUUGUUUGUUGAGGGGACAUGCCUUUUCCUCAAGAAACCAUCCCAGCCAUGGGAUGGACCCUGUUCAAGAGAAUCAUUCUCCUCCUGAGGGUGAUCGAGCAGAAGCAGAGGGGGACAUUUUCCCCUCAGCAGAAGGUAAUCAAGCCAUAAAAGACUCAAGAAACAAGAAUGUAGAGAGCCCAUCAAAUACCUAAAACACAUUGGCUUCUCGGAAUUUAAGAGCCUUCAUUGAGGCAUCUGAUCACAGGAACUUAAGACCUGGCAUAUCCAACAUAAAUUGAAACUCAAAUUCUACUGGAGCUGUCUCAAGGAGCCUAGUGCUUUCCCCUUGUGACUUGCUGUAAAUAUUGCAAAAAUGAAACGCCUUUUUAACCCUUAGUGGCUGGUUUCUGGCAGUUUUGAUCAGUUGUAAAACUACAAUUAGUUUUAAGUUUGCAGGUUGAGGUUGUAGUUACUCUCUCCUAGUAAUUGCUUUUGUCUGCAUGCACAAACAGCCACGUUCUAUUUUGCACAUCGUACAUGAAUUUCUGUUUUUUGGGUCCUCCAUAAAUGCAAUGCAACUCCAUCGUGGAUCUCAAAAUUCUGGUAUAUAUAAAAUGGACUGUCUACC